GGCAGCCACGGAGGAAAAGGACGCACAUAUAAAUAAAUAAAUGAAACCUACCUCUCAGAGAGAACAGGAAGUAUCGCGAGGUUUCUUUUUUUUUUUUUUGUUUCUGUUGGGGAUUUUUUUUUUGCAGAGCGUGCGCAUGCGCGGUUCAUGAAAAGUCUGCCGGGAGUUAAGUCUAUCCAAAAUGGCUGCCGCGAUGGAUGUUGACACACCAAGCGGGACCAACAGCAAUGCCGGCAAAAAGCGUUUCGAAGUGAAAAAGUGGAAUGCAGUUGCACUCUGGGCUUGGGACAUCGUGGUUGAUAAUUGUGCCAUUUGCAGAAACCACAUUAUGGAUCUGUGCAUAGAAUGUCAAGCUAACCAAGCAUCAGCUACCUCUGAAGAAUGCACUGUUGCGUGGGGUGUCUGUAAUCACGCUUUUCAUUUUCAUUGUAUUUCUCGCUGGCUUAAGACUCGGCAGGUUUGCCCCUUGGACAAUCGAGAAUGGGAAUUCCAGAAGUAUGGACACUAGCAAGACAGAAGAUUAGCAAGUUUGCUCUGUACUAAGUUUAUUCCACAUCCAGGUUUUCCUUUCACCUUUCCCAUGGAUUGUUCCUGUGACUUGUUUCUUUCACUAUGAUAUAAUUCUGUGAAUAAUAAUAAAUCCUGAUGACUGUC
This is a messenger RNA of Anolis carolinensis (green anole), 654 nucleotides long. RefSeq names its product ring-box 1 (gene rbx1). The record is from RefSeq and is a predicted model, not a curated record. The transcript is spliced from 5 exons. Lineage: Eukaryota; Metazoa; Chordata; Lepidosauria; Squamata; Anolidae. The coding region runs from base 182 to 508 and encodes 108 amino acids. Gene Ontology annotation, biological process: ubiquitin-dependent protein catabolic process; protein ubiquitination. Gene Ontology annotation, cellular component: cullin-RING ubiquitin ligase complex; nucleus. Gene Ontology annotation, molecular function: cullin family protein binding; zinc ion binding; ubiquitin protein ligase activity.